This is a messenger RNA of Sander lucioperca (pikeperch), 1838 nucleotides long. RefSeq names its product zinc finger, CCHC domain containing 4 (gene zcchc4). Gene Ontology annotation, cellular component: cytoplasm; nucleolus. Gene Ontology annotation, molecular function: rRNA (adenine-N6-)-methyltransferase activity; nucleic acid binding; zinc ion binding. Gene Ontology annotation, biological process: rRNA methylation. The transcript has 13 exons. The record is from RefSeq and is a predicted model, not a curated record. Bases 136 to 1620 code for a protein of 494 amino acids. Lineage: Eukaryota; Metazoa; Chordata; Actinopteri; Perciformes; Percidae.
AACGUGUUCAUGACGUCAAAUCUGCGCGACUAUAAACAGCAUGCGCACUUGUCAGGCGGACUGAGCAUCUUUGGCUGAACUCUCGUAGUUGUCUCUGUUUAGUGUAAAGUUUAUUGACUGUUUAACUCUAAAGACAUGGACGUGACCGAGGCUAACGACGACAGUUUUGGAAUAGAAGUUAUUCUUCCACAGGGCGGAAAAACAGCGCCAUGUUGUCCGCAUGGUCCGACCUUGCUAUUUGAGAAAGUUUGCAAAGGAGGGGAGAAAGGCAGGAGGUUUUAUGCCUGCUCAGCCUGCAGAGACAGGAAAGACUGCAACUUCUUCCAGUGGGAAGAUGAAAAGGUGUCGGAGGCCAGGCUUUUGGCCAGAGAAGCAGAGAAGCAGUCAAAGAGACCUCUGGUCACCCAGCAGGAGUACUGUAGCAGGUUUAGGAAGUUUUCUGCCCUCCCGCUGGAUGAGAAGAAGUUCUGUCAGGAUUGUCAGAUUUUGCUGCUGCCAGGGUUGGCUGAGGCCCACUCCUCUCACAGAUCCAUAGCUGUCUCCACCGCCCAGCUGACCAGGCCCAGCGUGCUGCUGCGCCCUCUGGACAACAAGAAGAGCAACGCCCAGUACCUGUUCACCGAGCGCAGCUCCCACUUCCUGCUGGACAGCCUGGCUGCUCUGGGAUUCACCAAGGUGCUGUGUGUGGGCACACCCAGACUUCAGGAGCUGAUCAAGUUACGAAACCUGGAUCAGAAACAUGAGCCAAUGAAGAGUCUGCUGCUGGACAUUGACUUCAGAUACGCUCAGUUCUACAGCCAGGAUGAAUUCUGUCACUACAACAUGUUCAACCAUCACUUUUUUGAUGGAGAGGCUUCCAGUGCGGUGCUGCAGGCUUUCCUCAGAGAGGCUGACGGCCAGAAGGUGGUGAUGGUGGCGGACCCUCCGUUCGGCGGCCUGGUGAAGCCUCUGGCCAACACCUUCUCUCUGAUUUCACAGAGAUGGAGGAAGCUGCAGACUUCUGACAGCAGUAACACUGAAAUGCCCAUGAUGUGGAUCUUCCCAUAUUUCUUGGAGCCUCGCAUCCUGGAGUGUUUCCCCUCAUUCACGAUGCUGGACUACCAGGUGGACUAUGACAACCAUUCUCUGUAUAAACAUGGGAAGACAGGCAGGAAGCAGUCUCCUGUCCGCCUCUUCACUAACAUCUCACCCAAAGAUGUCGUCCUGCCCAAAGACGAAGGCUACAGAUUUUGCUCUAUAUGUCAGAGAUUCGUUUUCUUCCUCAACAAGCACUGUGCCAAAUGCAACGUCUGCCCAUCCAAGGACGGCCGAGAAUGGAAGCACUGCUCAACGUGUGGGAAAUGUGUGAAACCAUCGUGGAAGCACUGCCAGGCGUGCGGCCGCUGUGCCCUCCCAGCCCACCCUUGUGGCCAGGGAGAGGACGGGUGCUUCAACUGUGGCAGCCAGGAGCACAAACGCAAAGCCUGCCCUCUCAAAGACUCGCACAGGAUCAGCAGUCAUCGCUCCAAAGCCAAGAGUGGAGGCAAAAAUGUAUCACGUCAUCCCCUGGUGAAGCCUAAAGCUAAGAGGAUGUCUGGAGGCGCUCGCAGAGCAAAGAAGAUGGCCGCUCUGUCCAAGUGACCUCAGCAUUGAUGCAGUAUCUGUCAGCUGUGCAAUCACACGCAAUCACUUCUUUUAUUUAAACUCAAAGGACUGUUCAACAGUGUCAGCAGUUGUAGUAGAAUAAAAAUAACAAAAGAGAGUUUGCCUUGUAUUUUCAUUGACAUGCAUAGACACCCAAAGUUGGUAUUUAUUCUGUAUAUGGCAGCAUUUUUAAUGAAUAAAUUGAAAUAACAGUU